AAAUUUUGUAAAUCGAUAAGAUUUCGCGUUUUAAAUACGUGCCUGAAAGUACCAACACUGUUACUCUGUACGAACUGCUGAAAAGAAUCACUUCGGUGCAAAAGUUUAUCAGAGUACUUUUGUGUUUAGUGUUUCAAGAGUUCUGAUUUUAUAAAACAGGACAUUCAACAUGAAAUUCAUCGUAUUAGCUGCGGUAUUCAGUAUCGCCCUAGUAUUUGCGGCAGCUGCUCCAGCUGAGGAAUCAUUUCAACAAACAGUAUCAAAGAGAGAAGAAGAAGCUCUUAAACAGUGCAAUGUCACCUAUCCAGCAGCUGAAAAUACACGAGUAAAAUUAGGAUUAAUGGUCAUUAAAGGAGAAACGGUUCCAAAGGACUUCAAUACAUCAGAUUGGUGCAAUCUGUACUGCAACCUAGAAAAACUUGGAUUUUUCGAUGCUCAAGGUAAAAUGCAAGUUCGCAAAAUUUUCAAAUUUACGCUGAAAUCGCUCCCGGAAAUUUCACCCAACAGCCACACACUCUUGGUUCACCUAUUCCAAAUUUACCGAUCGACCAAAGGUAUGGAAGAUAAAUGUAGCAAAGCUUUCGUAGCUUACCAUCGAUUUGCCGAAGCCGUUUUCGUAUCAUCUGUAGCUGUUGAUCUGAACGCACAAACCGAUGUCAGGGAAAAAAUCGUAGAAAGUGUGGUGACUGGCGAAGAAAUACCGCAAGAAUUCCAAAAAUACGUUGAAAAGUACUUGAAAAAUGUAGAUCUCUUCGUUAAACAAGUUGCCGAACAAAGUGCUGCCCCUGCUUCUGCUCCUGCCCCCGCCCAAGUCCCAUCCAGUUAAUGUAACAACCUAUCUGCUUCAUUUACAUUGUAAAAAAUUAAGUAAUACAAUCCGGUAAUUUUUUUAAAAACAAAUUUAAUUGUAGAAAAAAAUCCUUUUUAUUUUCAAAUAAGCAAUACUUCCUUGAUCUGAAUUUGCAAUAAACAUAAUUUUACAAGUAAA
Messenger RNA from Planococcus citri (citrus mealybug), 988 nucleotides. RefSeq lists its product as uncharacterized. The coding region runs from base 170 to 826 and encodes 218 amino acids. Gene Ontology annotation, molecular function: odorant binding. NCBI's taxonomy places the organism in Eukaryota, Metazoa, Arthropoda, Insecta, Hemiptera, Pseudococcidae. The transcript is spliced from 7 exons. The record is from RefSeq and is a predicted model, not a curated record.